GUUAGUCUUUGAAUAGUGUAAACAAUAGAUUUGGUAGCGGCUCAUUCGAACAAAUGAAACAACUUUUACGACAAAUUGAAACUUGUAUUUUCAAAAUAUUCUUUUUAUGAUACAUUUUUUCUUUAGAAUCCAAUCAUUCCUGCUUAGUAAGGGACUGUUUCAACAAAAGUGGUUUUCAACUUUCAUUGAAGUUCAAACUUAAAAUGACUGCCACUCUGGCGACCAAAGAAUAAACAAGUAAACAAAACAAAGUAACUCCCACACAAUGGAGGAGAUGCCUGAUAUUGCCAUCACUUGUCCCUACACUAUCCGAGGUAGUGACUACAUUAUUAGCCUUGAGUGCAAGGACAACGACAGCAUGACAGUUCAGGUGGAAGACAGGUCAACAAGUGACCAGUGGAGGUCAUCGUUUGAAUCUCAGUAUGUUGAAGACCUGACCCAUAAAACAGGAAACUUCAAGCAGUUCACAAUUUUUGUUCACAUGUUGGAGUCUGCCAUCACUAAGUCUAGUGAGAGUGUCUCCCUUGACCUGCUGACCUACAGUGAUCUAGAAGCCCUGCGGCAGAAGAAGAGUGGCCACUUCACAUCAGACAAGUCCAGUUUACCGUCCUCUCGCUCCAAUCAUUUGAUAUCCAAGCGUUACCUCAUACUGACCUACACGGUAGAAUUUGACAGGAUCCACUACCCCCUACCCCUGCCCUAUGUUGGGAAACCUGACCCUCAGGCCUUACAAGAAGAGAUCCGUCAACUCCGAGCUGAGUUGAAGCACGCCAGGUCGCAGCACCCACCCUCAGACAACAGAGCUGACAAAUUGCUUAAAGAUUACCGAAGACUUGAGAGAGAGAAGAAUGAAGUGGAACAAGAAUUUGCUGCGUUCCGCAGAGAAGUGCGAAUCGCCACUGGGAGCAAUGCUGUGAAAGAUAUCAGGGCUCUGAAGACAAUGGUGAAAAAUCUUGAGGAGCAGCUAAUGAAGGAGAAAACACACUAUCAGCGAACAACAAGCAAACGAAGUCAGGAAUAUAGGGAUCUUUUAGAGGAGGUUGAAGAGUUACGUGCCUCAGAAAGAAAUCUCAGGGUGCGUGUCAAAAGUCUGACCAAUGAACUUGCCUUGUUGAAACGGGGUCGCACAUUGACCAGAACCAGUUCUAAGGAGAGAAAUGGGUCUGGUGAUCGUGUCAGCAAUUCACGCACAAUCACAUCAUCUCGGCAGCGCUCCUUAUCCAACGACAGGAUCACCGGAAGGUCAGGGUCGCGCGACAGGUUGAGACAUGGGUCCAGCGAGAGGCCGCCUAUCCACAGGUCAAACUCUACGGAACAUUUGAUCCGCUCCUCGCUAAACGGCAGCGGCUUGCGGAGAAGGUCGAACUCUUUAGACCGGAACACGUCAGCCAAUCAGAGCCAUUUUUCUAUAGGGUCUGGGAGUAACCGCAGCCGCACCCCUUCGCCUGCAGGAGGUCGAAGAUUUAACCCAACAGAAUAUGUCAAAGAAAAAGCCAGAAAACAAAAGGAGGCAGAUUUUAAAAAGAGAAGGCAGCAAAGGGGAAAUAACUCAGGAUUAUCCAGCAGGUCCAGACAAUCAAACAAUUCCAGCAAACUUUCAGGCUACAGCCAUAGGUCAAAAGAUAUUUCAUGGAGCCAAAGCAAUGCAAGUGACGGCUAUGGUUCUGAUGGAUCCUAUACAAAAACAAGACCAGGAAGUGGUGGUAGUGGUCGCCCGAGGUCACUGAAGACACAGGAAGACAGCCCUAUUGGAUUACCACGAGCCAAAGCACUGCGGCCCCCAAAUGGAAAAACAGCUAAACAGCUGUCUAGCACACCAGACAUGGCAUUCCUCAAGACCAAGACACGCCUCAAGCCUACACUCCCGCCUGACAGUGGAGAUGAGGAUAGUGAAUAUUUUGACCGCUCUGCCGAGAUCAGUGAGAUUGAUGAGAGACUGGACAGACUCCAACAGCUGAUGAAAGCAACCAUGCCUUGACCCUAGGAUCUUAUUGUAUAGCUGUAAAAUGUUUUAAAAUUCCCUCCAAAAUUAAUCGCAUUUUUUUUUAUGUUUCUAAGUUAUAGGUCUGAUUUUUUUUUCUGUAAAAUUGAUGUAUAAUUUUCUUAUCAAAUCUCAUUUUAGGGUUCAUCACGGUUCAUUCAUAUUUCGCCGUACUCACAUUUUUGGAGUUAGUAUCUAAUUUUAUGGUACAAAUUCCUAAGUUAUAAAACCAAUCAGUGCUUUUUUUUUUUAAAUUUUCCUUUUGAUGCAACUGAAGUAACAAAAGUGUCAUUCAGUUUUUUUCAAGUUUACUCUUAACAUGAAAUAAUGACUUGGGUGAAUGUAAAAUGUCCGUGAUAAUUAUUUAGUUUAAAAUUGUUUAUAGUGGUUUAUAAAGUGGUUUAUAGUUUUAAAACUAUAUUUUGAACUCAGAAUAUGGAAAAAACUGUACAUUUUAGCUAUAAUCCUUAUCAACCAUUUAAUAUAUUUUUAAUUAUGUAUAAUGUCAGUUACUUACUGGAAUGGUUUUAAUGAUUGUGAAAUGUGUGUGUAGACAUUUCCUCUCCAAUCAGGAGCUGAGAAAAAUGUAUAGUUAAAAGAUUUUGUCUUAUUUGUAUGCAAGUGUUGGUGUAUAUAUAAAAUAUAUGAUAAUUGAAAGGUUUUAAAAAUAAUAAAGUAAUUUAUGAUUAUUA
Messenger RNA from Physella acuta, 2673 nucleotides. Its product is annotated as centrosomal protein CCDC61. Gene Ontology annotation, cellular component: ciliary basal body. Lineage: Eukaryota; Metazoa; Mollusca; Gastropoda; Physidae. The record is from RefSeq and is a predicted model, not a curated record.